CUCGGCAUCACGAUCGAGUUUAUGAACAUUGGCGGCGGCCUCGGGAUCCCGUACUACCCCGACCAGCCGGUCGUCGACGUAGCUGGCAUUGCGCAAAUGCUUCGCCACGUCUUUGACGAGCUCAUGGCGCAGCACGGCGAGACGUCGAUUCCGCAGCUCUGCAUGGAGAACGGGCGGUACAUGACGGGUCCCUUUGGCUGGCUCGUGAGUCGCUGCCAAGCCAUCAAGCAGUCUUAUGCCACGUACUAUGGCCUCGACGCCAACAUGGCGCACCUCAUGCGACCAGGCAUGUACGGCGCGUACCAUCACAUUACGAUUCCGGCGCGGGAUGUACCGGGCGCCGAGAUCGUGACGGCCAACGUCGUCGGCCAGCUCUGCGAAAACAACGACUGGUUUGGAAAGGACCGACCGCUCCCCAAGGCCAGCGUCGGAGAUCUAUUCGUGAUCUAUGACACGGGCGCGCACUCGCACUCGAUGGGGUUCCAGUACAACGGCAAGCUCCGCGCGCCCGAAGUGCUCGUCUCGCCCGAUGGCACCGACCGCCUCAUCCGCAAGCGGGAGACGUACGAUGCGCUGUACGGCAACUGCGUCAUGCCCGACGACCUUUAAUCCGCAGAUCGUUUGCUCUCUACGUUGACAAUACGCUCUGCUUUUUCCUCUUGCAAGGUUGUGAAAGCAAAUAGUGUGCAUUCUCCAUUCCACUCUGUCGUCGCCAAAUCCAGUGUCCAAUACGCG
Messenger RNA from Saprolegnia parasitica CBS 223.65, 735 nucleotides. RefSeq lists its product as hypothetical. The transcript is spliced from 6 exons. Lineage: Eukaryota; Oomycota; Saprolegniomycetes; Saprolegniales; Saprolegniaceae. The record is from RefSeq and is a predicted model, not a curated record. Gene Ontology annotation, molecular function: diaminopimelate decarboxylase activity. The coding region runs from base 22 to 609 and encodes 195 amino acids.